Molecule: messenger RNA, 1052 nt
Organism: Penicilliopsis zonata CBS 506.65
Lineage: Eukaryota; Fungi; Ascomycota; Eurotiomycetes; Eurotiales; Aspergillaceae
Exons: 5
Coding region: 63-1052 (329 amino acids)
Source: RefSeq, a predicted model, not a curated record
UGCCUGACCUCAUUUCUUCAACUCUUGUCCCAGUUUCUACAGCUGUCACAAAGCAUCCAUCCAUGGCUGUCCUCCACACAAUCAACCUUAUUACACAAUGUCUGUGUUUCCCCAUCAUCACGCUCUUCGUGGCCCUGCGGCUCUGGGUCCGUAUCCGGUUGCAGCAGGGGUUGGCUGCAGAGGACUACACAUGUUUAAUUGGAUGGGCGUUAUUCAUGGGAUACUGCGCCGUUAGUCUAUACGUGGGCGAGUAUGGAGGGGGAUACCCUUACUCGGAGGUGUCGGAAGCGAAUUUGGUUUUGUUCCGAAAGUUCUGCUAUGCCGCCACGCUCUUCUACUGCCCGAUGGCGUUCUUCGUCAAGGUGGCCCUCCUCUCCAUCCUGACGCGCAUCUUCAGUCCCUACCGAUCGAAAGUGUUAUUCAUCUAUAUCUUCCUGGCCGUGCUAUGCAGCUACUAUAUCGCCGCCCUGAUCAUCAAGAUCCGCAUGUGUCUGCCCAUCCCGACCUACUGGCUAGGCACCGGCGGCCACUGCCUCGACCAGCAGGCCGCCCUGAUUGCCGACUCGGUGAUCAGCGUCGUCAGCGAUCUCAUCAUCCUCCUCCUGCCCCUGCCUUUAACCUGGUCGCUGCAGAUGAGCCGCAAUAGAAAGCUGCGAGUCAUGGGCAUUCUCGGGGCUGGCGGCCUGGCAACCGCCUUCAGUCUGUACCGGCUGGUUCUCGUCCUGCAGGAUGGAAGCUCCCCAGACCAGACCAUCAUCUUUACCAAAGUCAUUUUAUCGGGUAAUGCAGAAGGAGGCGUCGGUCUGAUCUGCACCUGUCUCCCCACAUUCAACCAUCUGCUGAACCAUUUCUGCCACAACGGCUUCAGCACGUCUAAGAAAUACGCCAGCUCGGGGUACCCGAUGGGCCAUUACGGCGAGAAUACGACCGUUGUCGAGGCCGAGAUCGGGCUGGAGAGAGAGGGCGACCAGACGGUCUUAAUCAAGGAGAGUGAGUUGUACCAGGGUAUCCAGCGGACGGUAGAGGUGCAGCAGUGGGUAAGCCAUCAUUAA